CGCAUGCGCAGUGCUGCGCAUCAGUGUCGCGAGUGUUCAUGACUGUGGAGCGAGCGCUGCGGGCACUUUCUCCAGGUUUCUCCCAGACAAAAUGGCAGUGGAAAAGCGCUUGGCAUAUUCUAUGGUGCAGUUCCUCAGAGAUCAGACACACUGUGGCUCGCUGAAUUCAGAUGAACAGGAGAGUCUGGAAGUUGCGAUACAGUGUCUGGAGACAACAUUUAAGAUCAGCUCCAGUGACUGUCAUCUCGCCGCUCCUCAACCAUUAAGAGAGAUUUUCCUCAAUUCUCUCCUCAAAAAUGAUAUUGUCACAUUACCCCAGACGUUUCCAUCUCCAGAGGACAUUGAAAGAGCCGAGCAACUUAAAAAUGAAGGGAAUAAUCACAUGAAAGAGGAGAAUUACAGCAGUGCUGUAGAUUGCUACACAAAAGCCAUAGAGUUGGACCAAAGAAAUGCAGUUUAUUACUGUAACAGGGCUGCGGCACAUAGUAAACUUGAAAACUACACAGAGGCUAUGGGAGACUGUGAACGAGCCAUUGCGAUCGACCCAUCAUACAGUAAAGCUUAUGGCAGAAUGGGAUUGGCGUUAACAUCCAUGAGCAAGUAUCCAGAGGCGAUAACAUAUUUCAAUAAAGCUCUGGUGUUAGAUCCUGAAAACGACACCUACAAAUCCAACCUAAAGAUUGUGGAGCAGAAACAAAAAGAAGCCUCCAGCCCGACGGCCACAGGACUGGGGUUUGACAUGGCCAGCCUCAUCAAUAACCCUGCUUUCAUUAGCAUGGCUGCCAGUGUGAUGCAGAACCAGCAGGUUCAACAACUCAUGUCAGGCAUGAUGUCGAACGCAGUUGGUGGACCUGCAGCAGGAGUGGGUGGAUUAUCUGACAUAUCCAGUCUCAUCGAAGCUGGACAGCAGUUUGCCCAGCAGAUCCAGCAGCAGAAUCCAGAGCUGAUCGAGCAGCUGAGGAACCACAUCCGAAGCCGUUCCUUCAGCGGCAGCGCAGAGGAGCAUUCCUGAUCCCAGCAGAAUCAAGAAGUGAAGGAGUGCAGUUGGAGAAGAGUCGUGAGUGCAAUCGUUAAAUCCAUAUUUCUAUUGAGUCGAAGGCGAGACGGAGGCCGUGGCACUUUAUAUGGAGGAUCAGGAAGAAAGAGGAAAAAAACAACAACACGCAUUUAAAAUCACCUUAUACACAGAGAACAUUAUCUUAAUACCUGAGUGAGGUUUCUUUGUGUUCGUCUCUGUAGGUAAUAUUUCAGUCCUCUCUUUAUGAAUGUAGCUGGUAACAACAUCAGAGUUGCGUUUAUUUUACUAAACAAAUGACUGGUCAUCCGUUUGUGCCUAUUAAUCAGAUGUGGGACCAUGAUUAAAGGGGCAGUUCACCCAAAAAUGUAAAUUUACACAGCAUUAGCAUUCGAUUUACUCGCCCUCAAGUUUUCCAAACCUUAAUGAGUUUCUUUUUUUUUUAUGUAAGAUGUUUUGAAAAAUGCUGGAAUCUAGAAAGCAUUAGCUUUCAUAGUAUGAAAAAAAGUUCUUCAACAUUCUUCAAAAUAUCUUCUUUGUGUUUUACAUAAAAAACCCUCAAAUUUCAGUCUGGAACAACUGGAGGAUGAGAAAAUGACUGAAUUUAAAUUUUUGGCUGAACUAUUAAUGAAAUAUUCACCUUCAAAAUGAUAUAUACAAACAUGAAGGCGAGUAAACGUCGACGGAAUUGUUGAGAUUUUAGAUGAAUAUCUAUUUAACACAUUCUCUGAUUAUUUUUUACCACAUAUUCUGUUCGUUUUAGGAACAAGAGACAUUUGUGUGAUAAUCACUUUUUCGGCUGCUUCACGCAUCCUGUUUGUUUAGUCAUUUAAUUCACUGCUCAAAGCAACAAUCCAUUGGUAUAAUAAGUAUCUUCAUAAUCUUACUGUUUGCAUUUUUAUUUGCAUGCUCCAUAAUCUGAUAUUUGCAGUCAGGUGAGUGACUGAAGCUUAUGUAAUAUGCUAAUAAAACAGAGCAGUAUAAUGUUUUUGUCAACAAAAAAAAAAAGAAUAAUGUUAAUAAAUGUGUCUUGAAAUCA
Messenger RNA from Danio aesculapii, 2054 nucleotides. It is a transcript of the gene sgtb, whose product is annotated as small glutamine rich tetratricopeptide repeat co-chaperone beta. The record is from RefSeq and is a predicted model, not a curated record. Gene Ontology annotation, molecular function: protein binding; molecular adaptor activity. Gene Ontology annotation, cellular component: membrane; TRC complex. Gene Ontology annotation, biological process: post-translational protein targeting to endoplasmic reticulum membrane. The transcript has 12 exons. Bases 92 to 1012 code for a protein of 306 amino acids. NCBI's taxonomy places the organism in Eukaryota, Metazoa, Chordata, Actinopteri, Cypriniformes, Danionidae.